AUGCCUUCACUAAAGGAUCUCAAUUGCGCCAUCGAGCUAUCCGGGAGUCAACAAGCAUUGCGAGAGUUCGGCACCAUAUACGGCGACGGCUUCGUAGAGACUUUCGUCCCCGUACCCAGCAAGCCACAGUCUUUCUCAAUCCACCUCACCUCCAACAAGUUCAUCGCUCCGGGCGUCGCCAUCUUCGUCUACGUCGACGGCGUUUACCAGUGCAACCGCAAUAGGCAGGACCUGAAGCUACGGAAGCCUUCCGAUAGUCGCUCUCUUGUGGACUUCCGCGUAAGGCAGAAGGAAGAGAGGCAGAAAGAUGGGUCGAUGAUCGCGAGGGAGUGGGCUUUUGAUAAGCUUAAUAUUGCUUCAGCGGACGAUGCACCGAAUAUAUGCUCGCCGAACAUCCUCGACAACAUAGGCUGCAUUGAGGUCAUUGUCUUACGAUGCGCUGGUACGCGCAAUGCCAAAUCUGCUUCGACGAUGAACUUUGAUGGAGCAGGAGACUACCUCGAUCAUCGGUCUGGCUUAGACGAUAGCUCAUCGCCAUCUAACGAAAGGUCCAUGUACGAUGAUCGCGGCCCCUUCUUCAGCAACUUGGGCAAUGGCCAUGGUCCACCGCCGCCUCUCCCGUCUUAUCGCUCGCCAUAUGCCGAAACGUCACGGCAGCCUAGUGCCCACGCUGGUCCACCCGUUCCGGUAAUGCCUACGCCAGAGUGGGGUGUUGCUGUUCACGAGGCGAUGAGGAAGUCUAGCAAUGUUCCGAGCAACAUGUUCCCGGCCCCGUACGCACCAUCGAUGAGAGACUUUGUCCAGAGCACAGCGGGUGAGAAACUAGGAGGUAACCAGCCACCUUCGGCUGUAUCUUGGGGCAGUGGUAAGAAAGAUAACACUGUCAAGUCUUCUUGGGGCAGGGAAAUCAAGAAGGAUACCGGUUGGGGUAACAACAGCGACAGCGGGUGGCAAGAAAACAACACCGAGAAGGACGACAAGAAGGGUUGGUACUCAACCGAUGAUGAUCAGGCCGGAGGCUGGAACGAGGCCGAUGGCAACAAGAAGACCCUAGCUGAUGAUGGCGGCUGGAACACGAAACAGACCGGUUGGGAUAACCCCCAAUCCUCACCAAAACAAGAGCGAGUUGACAAGAUGAACGAGUGGGCCGGUCUCAAAUCCGCCUUGACAUCCGCUUUUGCCAACCCACCAGUACCAGCACCAGCACCGGAAGUUCCCUGGCGAAACGAAACAUGGGAUUUUCCCGUCGACAACGCCGUACAGCCCGCUAUCACACCUUUUGCUUCCGCUCCGGUACCACCUGUACCUGAUAGGAUCAAUCCACCCAACCGACGCAUGAGCAACAAAACGCUGUCAAGAUACCGUCCUAAUCAUAACUUCCCCUCCCGCAUCGUUCCCAAACCCACACCAAACUUCACGGCGCAACCACACUGGCAGUUCCCCCCUCCUCCUUCUACAUCCACACCUAAGAACGUCCUGCACGCCUCCUCUCCGAACGAUACGUACAUUGCACCAGCCGAACCGCGCCUCACUAUCGACCAGAAGACUGCUAGUACAAAGGGUAUCGGACACGCCGUUCGCGCAGGCAAAGCGACAGAAUACGGUCAUGUCGUCGGACGACCUGAGUAUUUAGAUCGUCUGGAGAAGCCGUAUGCGGUGUUCCGAUUCAAGUAUCGGAGUGAGGGGGUCCUGAAAGGACUGGGUGUACUUGGGGAGGGUGAUGUAAAGCAUCUUGAACAUGAGAAAAAGGAGAAACAGGAGGCAGAGAAGUUGAAAGGCAUACCGCAGGAGGAGCUCAUUGAAAAGAUGUUGGCUUUGGAGAGGAAGUUGAAAGGUAAAGAUAAUGGGGAGGGUACUACGGUUGCGGGUGAUGGUGGGAACGAGAGGAAACACAGUAAGACUCACGCCGACAAAGAGAAGCAGAAACAGAAACAGAGGAGGCACAGUGAGAAAACGGAUGCGCGUGGUGAUGGCAGGGUGAAGGACUUCACGGAACAAUGGGUUGAGCGGCAUUCGAGGGAUCCGAGUGUCAAGGCGAAGUGUGUGGUUGCUAAGGAGGUGGGUUGGGAGGGAGAUAAAGAGAGGAAGGAGAAGGAAGUAGUGGGAACGUGGGGACAGGACGCGGAUGAGGGAUGGGGAGGUGGAGAUGUGAAAUGGUAG
Alternaria ventricosa is the source of this 2160-nucleotide messenger RNA. RefSeq lists its product as uncharacterized. The coding region runs from base 1 to 2160 and encodes 719 amino acids. The transcript has 3 exons. Lineage: Eukaryota; Fungi; Ascomycota; Dothideomycetes; Pleosporales; Pleosporaceae. The record is from RefSeq and is a predicted model, not a curated record.